Molecule: messenger RNA, 846 nt
Organism: Pseudozyma hubeiensis SY62
Lineage: Eukaryota; Fungi; Basidiomycota; Ustilaginomycetes; Ustilaginales; Ustilaginaceae
Product: mitochondrion protein
Exons: 2
Coding region: 1-846 (281 amino acids)
Biological process (GO): mitochondrial respiratory chain complex IV assembly
Cellular component (GO): mitochondrial inner membrane
Source: RefSeq, a predicted model, not a curated record
AUGAUUGAUCAAGUCGGAACAAGAGUCCGAACCACCUUAUCCCUUUCUUCCAUCAUCAACGACCUCUUCGCUGCGAGAACAUCAACUGGUAGCCAUCGCGAAACGGCGCAGUCAUCACAAGGAAGACCUCCAUCCUCCUCGGUCCUAUUUCACGCAGUUACUCAGCUCCAGAUCAAGAAGAAGAAUUCGCAUCGCAGCACCACAAUCAUGUCCUACGGAACCCAUCGAGACGUCGGCGACGUGGAGCGAAGAGAAGCUCAAUACAACGCUUCCGUCUCCGCUGCAGCGCGAGGCUUCGGCACGGGGCUCGCCUUCUCGGCCCCCACCGCGUACGUGCUCAACCGCAGCUGGCCCGCCUUCCGCUCCCUCACGCCCGCCAUCAAACUCUUCUUCGUCUCGUCCAUCGCCAUCGGCGCCGGCGUCAUCUCCGCCGACAAGGCCGGCAUCAAAUUCGACCAGGACCACUACACCGACGCCGGCGCCGCCGUCCAACGUCGUUAUGCCUCGCGCGAGGAGCAAGAAUGGUCCUCCCUCUCCCCACGCGACAAAGCGCUGACCUGGGCCAAAGAGAACAAGUUCUCCGUCGUCGCCGCCACGUGGGCCACCAGCAUGGGCGGCAUCUUCGCGUACAUCCACACACAACCCAUGACGUUUGCCCAGAAGCUGGUCCAGGCGAGAGUGUGGGCUCAGGGUAUCACACUGGCUAGUUUGGUGGGGAUGGCAGCGAUCACGCAGAUCCCGAGUAAGGGAGAUAGGAUCAUCAAGCAGCACAAGGAGGCAGCGGAUCAUAGUUGGAGGGAGUUUGUACCGCAGGAACCCAGCAAGGAGACGAUCAAGAGCCAGUGA